Molecule: messenger RNA, 621 nt
Organism: Schistosoma intercalatum
Lineage: Eukaryota; Metazoa; Platyhelminthes; Trematoda; Strigeidida; Schistosomatidae
Source: the annotation of a GenBank genome assembly
AUGGUAAUUUGUAUCACAUCAAAAUUUAAUCAUUAUUGUGUCCGUAUUGUUCUUGUUCACUAUACUAUUACUACUACUACUACUACUACUACUACUACUACUACUACUACUACUACUACUACUACUACUACUACUACUACUACUACUACUACUACUACUACUACUACUACUACUACUACUACUACUACUACUACUACUACUACUACUACUACUACUACUACUACUACUACUACUACUACUACUACUACUACUACUACUACUACUACUACUACUACUACUACUACUACUACUACUACUACUACUACUACUACUACUACUACUACUACUACUACUACUACUACUACUACUACUACUACUACUACUACUACUACUACUACUACUACUACUACUACUACUACUACUACUACUACUACUACUACUACUGCUACUACUACUACUACUACUACUACUACUACUACUACUACUACUACUACUACUACUACUACUACUACUACUACUACUACUACUACUACUACUACUACUACUACUACUACUAGUAGUAGUAGUAGUAGUAGUAAUAAUAAUAAUAAUAAUAAUAAUAAUAACAAUACAAUACCAUGUAGAUAUUACCUGUUAAUGUGA